This is a messenger RNA of Didymodactylos carnosus, 524 nucleotides long. Lineage: Eukaryota; Metazoa; Rotifera; Eurotatoria; Philodinida; Philodinidae. The record is from the annotation of a GenBank genome assembly.
AUGGCUUAUGAUCCUAAGAAAUCAAGUGAAUUAUACUUUUACUGUCGGAUAAAUGCUGUUGAUAAUGUUAAAGGAAUUCUUAGAUGGACACCAAUCGAUGAUAUAAAUCGUAUCGAACCAAAUAAGAGUACAGCACUUCAUGCAGCAUGUUAUUUUGGUUAUAAAGAUAUUGCGGAAUUAUUAAUAAAAGCUAAAGCAAAUCGUUCGAUUAAAAAUGGAUUCGGUAAAACACCGUUACAAGAAGCUGCAACAAAUGAAAUACGAUGUUUACUAGAAUGUCCAACUCCACAGGAGUCCAAAGUUGAUUGGUUAAUAAUUGAUGACACAAAUCUUAUUAAAAAUGCAAUAAAAUACCGUUAUACAUUAAAGAAAUUAAGUUAUGAUAUUCGAGAUUCAAUAUCAACAAUUAUUACUACAUAUCUGGAUAAAGAUUUACAAAAUAUAGCUGGUAUUGAAAUGAUUAAAGAACUAUUUAUUAAAGCAGAUAGCGAAAAUGAUCCUGUAUCUAUUAUUAAAGCCUAUAC